GUGCUGCAAUUCGUUGUUGAGUUAAGACAUAGGGGCCUUAAGAGCCUCAGCCUGAGUGUAUUGGAGUCGAGCUCUUCAGAUGCAGACGCAGCGGAAGCAGCAGCAGGCUGCAUUAGCCACUUGCUGCGGGUGUGGGGCCGCUCACCAGCAGCAGCAGCAGCAGCAGGAGCAGCAGCAGCAGCAGCAGAUGAGCCGCAGUCCUUGCUGCAAAUUGCUCUGAGGCAUUCUAUAGGGCCCCUGCGGCAGCAGAUUGCUGCUGCAGCAGGAACGUCUAAUGGUGAUACGACAGCAGCAGCAGCAGCAGCAGCAGCAGACACCGAAAGACUUGUACAUACAAUUAAUGCUGUUGCUGCUACCUGCUCCGCUGCGGUGCCGCUGCUGCUGCAGCAAACGCAUGCAGAUGUGGGGCUGCAGCAGCUGCUUGAGACUCUUGCUGCAGCAGUUGCUCUUCCCCGCACCCUCGGCCUGGUACACCAGCAGCAGCAGCAGCAGCAGCAGCAGCAAGAGCAGCAGCAGCAGCAGCAGGAGGUAGAUGAAGAAGAGAUUGCCAACGACUAUGCAGCAGCAGCAAUGCUAACCCGCAGAGCAAUUCGUUUCUUUUGUGAUAUGCGUUAUGAGAUUCAAGACGCCGAGCAGCAGCAGCAGCAGCAGCAGCAGCAAGAGCAGCCGGACAGGCAGCAGCAGCAGCAGCAGGGGGUGCAGCUUAACCCGCAGAGCAAGCAAGCACUGCUUCAGGUGUACAGACACCUCAGUGAGGAGGCGCUGCAGCAAAUUGAAAUCCCAGCAGCUGAUUUGGCUGGAGAAGCCUUAGAGGAGAUGCUAACCUUUAGAGAUGGGCUUCUGCUGCUGCUGGAGGACUGUGCCGGGCUCCUGGGUUUGGAGGUCUGCGCUCGGGUGACGGGGCGAAUGCAGCAGUUGCUGCAGCAGCACCAGCUGCAGCAGCAGCAGGUGGAGCAGCAGCAGCUGUCUGCUGCUGCUGCUGAGGAUUUGUUUGAGAGACCCCUUGAGAGUCUCUUCGUUGCCCUCGACUGCACCUUCCCUUACAACUCAACUGACGCUGCAGCAGAAGCUAUUCUUGCUGCUGCUAUUGCUGCAGUUCAAGCGGUCCUCACUCAGUCAGUCCCUCAGACGGAAGCAGCUGUUGCUUGUAGAGCUGCUGCCAUCCGCCUCCUUCGCAAGGCCCAUGAUUCGCUGCAGAACUGUCGCUGCCAGCAGCAGCAGCAGCAGCAGCAGGAGGUGCAGCAUCACGAACUGCAGCAGCAGAACUGCUGCGUAAUAAAGCAGCAGCAGCACUUGAAGACAUCUGCAGAUACUCCCGAGCGCCAAUUCACCCGCAGGCAAUCCAACAUCUUGCUGCAAGCCUAUUGGUUGGUGCUGGAGGCGGUUUGUUCGCUUGUGGGGCGGCUUGAAGACGGAAGCUUAAUGCUGGCUAUGCUGGAGAGCCUUUGCAGGCCUUCAAUUGCUGCUAUAGAGGAAGCACUUGCUGCUGGGCAGCAGCAGCUGCAGCAGCAGCAGCUGCAGAGUCUCUGCACCAAACUUGACUCCCUCGCCAUCGUCCUCAGAUGCGGGUUGCAGCCGGUGCACGUACACUCUACCUAUUUAUACGCAGCAGAGUGGAUGUCUGUCUCCUUUGGCGGCGAAAAUAUUGCAGUGCAGCAAACCCUCGCUGCUUUAAUUCAGGAGUUAGCCACUGCAGGCUUCAAAACCAUUCAGAAUAACGGAGGAGGCGAAGAGAGCGCUGAGAUGAUUGAAGAUUGCUUCGGCAUGCUGAGUCGCCUCUUAAGGCGCUGCCCCAACGUUGCUGCGUUUGUCCCUUCGGUUCUUAGACAAGUUAGCUAG
Molecule: messenger RNA, 1839 nt
Organism: Eimeria acervulina
Lineage: Eukaryota; Apicomplexa; Conoidasida; Eucoccidiorida; Eimeriidae
Exons: 12
Biological process (GO): regulation of transcription by RNA polymerase II
Cellular component (GO): nucleus; SWI/SNF complex
Molecular function (GO): transcription coregulator activity
Source: RefSeq, a predicted model, not a curated record